Messenger RNA from Talaromyces rugulosus, 1227 nucleotides. RefSeq lists its product as uncharacterized. The record is from RefSeq and is a predicted model, not a curated record. The transcript has a single exon. Bases 1 to 1227 code for a protein of 408 amino acids. Lineage: Eukaryota; Fungi; Ascomycota; Eurotiomycetes; Eurotiales; Trichocomaceae.
AUGAAGGGCAAAUCUGUGCUGAAUCUCAGGCCGUGGCCGAAAAUCCACCAGCCGCUGCCUCGGUCGCCGCGAGAAUCGCAGCAGCUGUUGUCCGCCCUCACGACGUCUUUUCGGCGGCAGCUCGACGCUGCAGAUACAAACCAGCCCGCACAGUCGGCAAAUGAGCAUAUGCAGACCGUUCUCAACAAUCCUCUGUUUCGCGUCGUGCCACCGGGGCUGACCUAUCCCCAACCAGCUGCAGCAUCCAGAGCUAGCCUGGGCGAGAGAAUAGCCAAGGAGCCAAUGGCCGUCUUUGACGAGCUGGUGGCAGCAGGGUCUAUCAACCGCGAGAACCUCGGGAACUGUCUGAACUCACAGCUGGCCUUGAUCGGCUCUCAGUCGUCCGAUAUCAAGCAAGAGAUGCAAAAGACAGGCGCAGGCUCAAGGAUAGUCAAUUGGUUCUGGGCUUCCGAUCCGGCCUCGCGAAAGCAUCUGUUCAGAUCCCAACGGACCUCGAGAGCAGCACUGAAGUUCAUGACUGCAGAAGGCCUUCACAACGAGAUCGCGGUUUUUCUGAGGAUGCUGAAAGAGCUCAACCUGGGCGGCAACAAUGGACACAUUCCCGAGUAUCCUGGGAGACGCAUGUUUAAAUUUUUCUUACAAGACUACAUGGAGGCCGAUGUCCGCUAUGGGCGAGGGAUAAGCGGUGCAUUUGCUACUCUCAUCCAUGCCGCCGAACUGACUACCUCGAUGCCGGAUGGGGUGCGAGCCCACAUGCUCAGAGGCGGCGCCAUAUAUCUUUUGAGAUCCAUAGUCUCCCAUGGCAGAAGCAGCUUGCUGGACAACGUGUCUACUGCUGGAUUUGAUCGUUUCUGCGAGGUUCUGGAUUCCCUUCCCGCACUGGAAUUAAGAAGUGAGGCUCUACAGUUAUACCAUCCAUCCCACCCUACGGCCCAACCUUUCCUGAAAUACAUCCGCGAACACCCGGAGGAGGAGGCUUUCUCGUUCUCUCCCCCCGAGCAAGCGCAGGAAGCCGUUCUUCAAGCACAUUUGGACGCAUUGCGCCUGUUACUGGACCAAGAACGAUACAAGGAUGCCUUGCUGCUCGUUCCUAGAAUCCAGCAAAUGUUCUCGGAAGACGGGGUCGAAGCACACAACGCACACAGCACACACAGCACAUACAAUGGCCACGACUCGCGCUCCCAAAUGGACGAGCUCAUGGAACGACUGGACGUGGCACUGAUUUGA